CCUUCUACCUCUCACUACACCAACACUAUGGUCCGCUCGUUUGGUACUGCCUGCGCUUUCGCCGGUGCUCUCGCUGUUGCGGCUGCCCAGCCGUCGUACGUCUACAAGUUCGACGCGGCUAACGCUGCUGGCGUCGACGGUACCAUCCAGAUCAAGUACGCCGGCGAGAACUCGUCUACUGCCACCAUCACGGCUGCUCUCGACUUCUCCCGUGUCAACCAGUCCGACAUUGUGGCGUUCGACCAGAACUGCACCAUGGACACGGUGACGAGCUGGAAGUGGCACAUUCACACCAAGUGGAACUCGACGCUCUCUUCCGACUCGUUCAAGCAGUGCGCGAAGGCGGCGACUGGCCUCCACUACGACCCGUUGCGUGCGUGUGGCCCCGUGUCGGAGUACAACGCUGAGCCUGAGUGCGAGGCCAAGAUCAAGGACUACGCCUGCAACCCGGGCAACUACUCGGCCAACCCGUUGGCGUGUGAGAAGGGCGAUCUGUCCGGCAAGUUCGGUGCCUUCAAGCUGGCCGAGGACGCCACUGUGAAGAGCGAGUGGACGGACGAGCACUUCCCCUUGCCAUCCGAGAACACCGAGUCGUGGAGCAUCGUGCUGCACGCCGUGUGCGGACAAGAGUCUCGUAUUUCCUGCGCCCACCGAACGGAGGUCGAGGGUGACGCUAACCAGGUCGACCAGUCGACUCCCGUCCAGAAUUCCCCGGACCAGUCCACUCCUGCUGGAUGCGGCGUCUAAGAGGUGACAAGUAUAUGGUUUAGAUUCUAAGAAAAAAAGAGUUUUCGUUGCAAACUUUAGGAAAAUACAUGCAACUCUCGUCGAGUUUUCAUCUAG
Messenger RNA from Phytophthora nicotianae INRA-310, 843 nucleotides. RefSeq lists its product as hypothetical. Bases 28 to 747 code for a protein of 239 amino acids. Lineage: Eukaryota; Oomycota; Peronosporomycetes; Peronosporales; Peronosporaceae. The transcript has a single exon. The record is from RefSeq and is a predicted model, not a curated record. Gene Ontology annotation, biological process: superoxide metabolic process. Gene Ontology annotation, molecular function: metal ion binding.